This is a messenger RNA of Sphenostylis stenocarpa, 285 nucleotides long. NCBI's taxonomy places the organism in Eukaryota, Viridiplantae, Streptophyta, Magnoliopsida, Fabales, Fabaceae. The record is from the annotation of a GenBank genome assembly.
AUGGACUGGUGUAGUGGAAGUGUAAUAAGCAAGAUAAAAUAUGCUACAUAUUUCUCAGAAGCAAACUCUAUCAGUGUAUUGCUUGAGAAUGUUGACCAUGUUCUUGCACUCUCCAAGUUAAUCAAGUUAGCCUUCCUGGUGAAGUUUAAUGAGGAAGCACUUGAUUUCUUGAUGGAAUCUAAGGAUUGCAGAUUGUCUGUGAAGAUGAGGCAUUCCUCCAUUCUGCUUUCCCAAUUGACUAGGUGGGGGUUUCUUCUGUUUUGUGUUCCUUCAAAUUCUAUUUGA